This is a messenger RNA of Penicillium malachiteum, 1080 nucleotides long. RefSeq names its product intradiol ring-cleavage dioxygenase. Bases 1 to 1080 code for a protein of 359 amino acids. The record is from RefSeq and is a predicted model, not a curated record. Lineage: Eukaryota; Fungi; Ascomycota; Eurotiomycetes; Eurotiales; Aspergillaceae. Gene Ontology annotation, molecular function: oxidoreductase activity, acting on single donors with incorporation of molecular oxygen, incorporation of two atoms of oxygen; iron ion binding. The transcript has 2 exons.
AUGCAAUUGACUCGUCUUCUGACUUUGGCUGCCGUUAGUGGCCCUCUCAUGGUCUCUGCUCACCCAGGCCAUGUUGAGGAAGAUGCCACCCCUGAGCUGAAGAACUACAAGGCAAAUGUUCGUCGCUCAGCAGAAGGCUGUACUUUCCACUGGGCAGAGAACGGACUCCAGAGCCGUGCUGUUGCUCGUCGACAGGCUACUAUCGAUAUGCAUCGCCGUCGUCUGGAGAAGAAGGAUUCUAGCAAGGUGCUCAACACCUCGCACUAUGAGUCUGAUAUCAAGCUCAACUCCCCCUUCGAGGAUGUGUGGUCCGCAAGCAGCAUUCCUCUGAACCCAGAGGGUGAGAGUGGUCCUUACUGGGUUGUUGGUGAGCGUCUUCGCUCCAACAUCCUGGAGAGCCAGCGAGGUGUUCCCGUUAUCAUCGAGGAGCAGUACAUCGAUGUCGAGACCUGCGAGCCCAUCACCGAUAUGUUCGCCGAGAUCUGGGGUUGCAAUUCCACCGGUGUUUACUCUGGCCUUGUUGCCGAGGGUAAUGGAAACCCUUCAGAUGUUGGUAACCACAACACUACCUUCCUGCGUGGCGUCCAGCGAACCGAUGAGGAUGGUGUUGUCACCUUCCUGACCCUCUUCCCUGGCCACUACGACGGUCGCACCACCCACCACCACGUCGUUGCCCACUUGAACACUACCUUGCUGCCCAACAACACUCUUGCCGGAGGCUACUACCCCCACAUCGGCCAGUUCUUCUACGACCAGGACCUCAUUGAGAAGGUUGAGUCCACCUACCCAUACAACACCAACAGCAUUCCCCAGACCUCCAACAAGGAUGACCGUGUUUUCUCUCAGGAGACUGAGGGCUCUACUACCUCUGACCCUGUUCUACACUACACUUACCUUGGUGACAAGAUUGAGGAUGGUAUCUUCGCCUGGGUCCAGGUUGCUAUCAACACCUCUGCUCACCACUACCCUUACUACACCAACGUUCUCACUGACGAUGGUGGUAAGAACGUUACUGGCACUGACUGUGGUUCCUACACCGUGAUUGACGGUGGUCUUUGCAACACCACUUCCAGCGACUAA